This is a messenger RNA of Asterias rubens (European starfish), 570 nucleotides long. Its product is annotated as C-type lectin domain family 10 member A-like. The coding region runs from base 1 to 570 and encodes 189 amino acids. NCBI's taxonomy places the organism in Eukaryota, Metazoa, Echinodermata, Asteroidea, Forcipulatida, Asteriidae. The transcript has a single exon. The record is from RefSeq and is a predicted model, not a curated record.
AUGGCCUGUCGAGUUAUUGCGGCAACUUUUAACAUAGUUUCUUUUACUGUCAUCAUGGUCAGCAAUGGUCUCUUUGCAUCGAGAGGAUGCCCUUAUGGAUGGGUGCCUUUUGCUGAUUCUUGCUACUUGGGUCUGGAUGGAUCCCUGCAGGGCUACUGGUCCACUGCCGUGAUGCAGUGUGAUCGUAACAACGCAUCUAUAAUGGUCCCGAGCUCAGACGGCGAAAAUGAGUUCAUAUUCAAUUCGUUUGAGCACCACGGAAAUCUGAGAGGUGUUUGGAUCAAUUGUAAUGAUGCUGAAGUUGAAGGUGAAUGGAACUGCAUCGAGAAUGGUAAAUAUCUGACUGAUUAUCGGAAGUGGGAGCCCGACCAACCAGAUGAUGACAAAUGGCAGGUAAAUCAGGAUUAUGGCUUCAUGAUAACCCAAGUUUUCGCUGAUAAGAAUCCAGACAUACUUGGCUUUUGGGGUGAUGUGAGCAAAGGUCGACCUAUGUUCAUCGUCUGUGAGCGUCCUCGCCAAGUCAGCCGUAGCCAGUCUGCUAUGAACGUCUACUGCAUGACCAUAGAUUAG